ACUUGGGAUCGUCUUGUUGAUAGAAACUGGGGUAAAUGUCGGAGUGUUUGUGUGGAGUCACGGUCCUGACAGACUCAGUGGGAUUAUAUAACCACAGGCAGGCCGUUUAACUGCUCCCGACGGCUCCCAGCGGCUCUCUACAUUCAACCUGUCCGAGCUUUCAGGGACACAAAUGGGUGAAAAGGCGGAGAAGAGCCCCGGUGGAGUCCGAUAUUACAGACUGUCAGAGAUCGAGGAGCAGAACACGUUCAAAUCAACGUGGAUCAUCAUCCACCACAAAGUGUACGAUGUCACCAAGUUUCUGGAAGAGCACCCCGGAGGAGAGGAGGUUCUGAGGGAGCAGGCGGGAGGGAACGCCACCGAGAGCUUUGAGGACGUCGGACACUCCAGCGACGCCAGAGAGAUGGCCAGCAGCAUGGUGAUAGGAGAGCUGCACCCGGACGACAGAGAUAAGCUCGCCAAGCCUGUAGAAACACUGGUGACCACUUUGAAGGAUGAGACCAGCUGGUGGUCUAACUGGCUGAUUCCCGCUCUGGCGGCGGCCAUCGUCACGCUGAUGUACCGCAUCUACACCUCAGAGAGCGAGUGACAUCAUCAGGCAUGCAGCUGUGAUGUCAUCAACGGGCACGACAGUCAUAUUCCCAAACUUGUGAUUGACAGCUGCGGCAGCCAGUAGCAGCGCGCGGAUGCUGUGGCUCCUCCCACCCAGCGUAGAGCGGCGUCUCUAGAGCAGACGAGCGGCCGCCGCUGACCAACGACCGUCUGACACUCAGAGGGAAACGUCUGCUCUGGAAUCACUAACACGCUGCGUCUCUCUGCCACAGUCCGACAAUACCCAUGAUUCAUUUCAUGCAGCUUAACCAACCAAUCAUAUGGCAUUAUGUUAAUGAAGUCAUUUAUGUUAUUGAAUGUACCCUGACAUUUCGAAAUAUGGGUGUUUUUAAAAAUCUUUAUGAUUUGAAAUCCUGUGGAAAUGCAGACGAUGUAUGAUUAGAUGGAUCUUUUUAUAUCUUUGUCACUGAAUGUAAAUGAGUUUAUAAAUAUGCAAUCAGAAGCUU
Molecule: messenger RNA, 1058 nt
Organism: Toxotes jaculatrix (banded archerfish)
Lineage: Eukaryota; Metazoa; Chordata; Actinopteri; Toxotidae
Gene: cyb5a
Product: cytochrome b5
Exons: 5
Coding region: 173-589 (138 amino acids)
Cellular component (GO): membrane; intracellular membrane-bounded organelle
Molecular function (GO): heme binding
Source: RefSeq, a predicted model, not a curated record